CAUGUCGCAACCGCAGGGCAGGGCCCGUGGCAGGGCACGAGGCAGGGGCAGGGGAGCAACGGACGAACCUCCGCCGCGCCGACCAGGCACUCAGGCAGCUUACCAAGGACAGCCCGGGAUGCAGACCUCUCAACCAAUGGCAGCUCAGGGUCGGGGUGGCCCACCAAUGACAGGUCAGGGUGGCCCACCAAUGGCAGCUCAGCGUGGCCCACCAAUGGCAGCUCAGCGUGGCCCACCAAUGGGAGUGCAGUAUGCCGUAGGCCAACCAAUGGGAGCACAGUAUGCAGUAGCCCCACCAAUGGGAGCACAGGGUGAUGUGAGGCCACCAAUGGCAGCUCAGGGUGGACCACCAAUGGGAGCACAGUACGCUGUAGGCCAACCAAUGGGAGCACAGCACACUGUAGGCCCACCAAUGGGAGCAGAGGGUGGAGUUGGACAACCAAUGGCAGCUCCCGUUGCAACUGGCAGAGCCCGACAAAGGGGAGGGGCAACAGCAAGAGCACCUGGAGCCCCGCCCACUUCCCAGCUGGAGGCCCUGACCCUGGGGGAGCGUGCCCCGGGGGUGGGGACAGGAGCGUCAGGAGGAGGAGGGGAGGGGUGGUGGUGGAGGAACCCCACACCAGACCUGAGCACAUGGCCAACAAGAGAGGCACUACAGGAAACCCUGUCAGCAUGAUCACCAACUUCUUCCGGGUGAAGCCGCAGCCCGACUGGGUCCUGUUCCAGUAUCACGUGGAGUUCUCGCCGGAAGUGGAUCACCGCAAAGCUCGCAUCGCCAUGGUCUGCAGCCAGGAGGAUCUCUUAGGACGUACCAAGAUCUUUGACGGGAUGAUCCUUUUUCUGCCCAGGAGACUGGAAAAGGAUAUCCUUUUUCUGCCCAGGAGACUGGAAAAGGAUCAAACGGUGAUAACCACGCAGCGAAAGACGGACGGCUCGCCCGUCAAGAUCACAAUCACGCUGACCAACGAGGUCCCGCCGACGUCGCCGGUCUGUCUCCAGAUCUACAACAUCCUCUUCCGCAAGUUCCUGAAGACCAUCGGGAUGCAGGAGGUCAACAGGAACUACUACAACCCCGGUCAGAAGGUGGACAUCCCACAGCACAGACUGGAGGUAUGGCCAGGGUUCGUGACCUCCAUCCUGCAGUACGAGUCUAAAACCCUCCUGUUGGCCGACGUCUCUCAUAAGAUCAUGCGUACGGACACGGUGCUGGACCUCAUGUACGAUCUGUACGGCCAGGAUCAGCGCAAGUUCUACGAGAAGGCCACCAAGAUGCUCGUGGGGGAGAUUGUGCUGACAAGGUAUAACAACCAGACGUACAGGAUUGAUGACAUCAGUUGGGAGGAGCACCCGACUGACAAGUUUCGCCUGUCGGAUGGAACAGACAUCAGUUUUGUGGAGUACUACGAAAAGCAGUACAACCGCAAGAUCCAGGACAAUGACCAACCUCUCCUGCUUAGCAGGGCCAAGAAAAAGACAAAGGACGGAGAAGUCCUGAUCUUGAAGCUUAUUCCUGAGCUCUGUACCCUGACAGGUUUGACGGAUGAAGCGCGUGCGAACUUCCAGGUGAUGAAGGAUGUGGCUGUGCACACCCGCAUCACGCCUGGUGCCAGGAGCAAGACGCUACAGGGCUUCAUCAACCAACUCAACAGCAACCCUGAUGUGCAGAAGGAGAUGCGGGGUUGGCAGAUCGAGUUUGAUCAGAACUUACUCCAGCUGGACGGUCGCACUCUGCCAAAGGAGAAGCUCUUCUGUCGAGAUGGACACGACCUUGAUUUUAAGCGUGAGAAUGCCGACUGGUCGCGCGAGAUGCGGAGCCGCGCCCUGCUGAGCACCCGGCCGCUGAAGGAGUGGCUUCUCAUCUUCCCCAGGAGACUUGGUCAGAGCGCAAACGACUUCCUCGGCGCCCUGAAACAAGUGGGACCCGCCAUGGACCUCCAGAUCACCAACCCUGUCAUGGUUGACAUCGAAGACGACCAGGCCAGAAGCUACCUGCGCGUGAUGAAAGAACUGCUCAAGCCGGGAGUCACCCAGAUGGUUGUUUGCAUCCUAAAGGGCACGGGAAGGAAGGACACCUAUGAUGCCAUUAAGAAGUUCUGCUGUGUGGAACACCCAGUGCCGAGCCAGGUCAUCUUGUCUAAGACUCUCAACAAGAAGCAGAUGUUGAUGUCUGUGGCCACUAAGAUCGGCAUGCAGCUGAACUGCAAAAUGGGAGGGGAACUUUGGGCCGUAGAGAUCCCGCUGACAAGCCUGAUGGUGGUUGGCAUAGACGUGUACCACGACUCCCUGACUAAGGGCAUGUCUGUGGGAGGGUUUGUGGCCUCCAUGAAUCGUCACCUGACUCGAUGGUACUCCAAAUGCACCUUCCAGCAAACUGGGCAGGAGCUCAUUGACCAGCUCAAGCACUGUCUAGUGGCUUCGCUCAGGAACUAUCAGGCGAUCAACAAAGAGUUCCCUCAGCGUAUCAUCUUCUACCGUGACGGUGUCGGGGACGGGCAGCUGGAGGCCGUGUUGGAACACGAGCUGCCACAGAUCAUGGACACCUUCAGGUCACAGACUGCUGGAUACGAGCCCAAGAUCACGUUCGUCAUCGUGAAGAAACGGAUCAACACGCGGUUCUUCGCUCGCUCUGGUCCCGGGCUGCAGAACCCUCCCCCGGGAACCAUCGUGGAUGACGAAGUCACCAGGCCUGAGUGGUACGAUUUCUUCCUUGUGUCGCAGUCGGUGCGCCAGGGAACGGUCACUCCCUGCCACUACAACGUGGUGUGGGACACCUCUGGCCUCAAGCCUGACCACAUGCAGAGGCUCACCUACAAGCUCUGCCACCUCUACUACAACUGGCCCGGCACCAUCCGAGUCCCCGCCCCGUGCCAGUACGCUCACAAGCUGGCCUUCCUUGUCGGGCAAAGCAUCCACACCAAGCCUGCCGAGGACCUGGCACAAACACUGUUCUUCCUGUAGGUCACAGGUCACGGCCAAAGGGUAGAGGUCACAGGUCACAGGUCAUGACCAAAGUUAGAGAUCAGAGGUCACAGGUCAUGACCAAAGGGUAGAGAUUAGAGGUCACAGGUCAUGACCAAAGGGUAGAGAUUAGAGGUCACAGGUCAUGACCAAAGGGCUUUCAAGCUGGCUUUCCAACAAGAUGUUUGAAAACCUGACAAAACUUAAAAUCCUUCAAACACUUCCAUUUUCUAGUUUGGAUGGACUAGUAAGGAGAAAAUAGUACAUGCCAGUUCUGCUAAACCUGAAGUGCCAAAGUAAACUGUAAGGUACUAGUAGUUCUGAGUAUGUUCCAAAGGUAGAACGACAUUUUAGCAUAAUGAAAGUUUUUAACUCCGUCCUAAGCACAUGUAUUAUGUAUGUCUCUUAGGAGACAUUGUUAACAAGUGCAUUGUAUUCCCAGUAAGACAUAAAGGAACUUUAUACAGCAGGAAACAAAAGAUACCACUGAUUAAGUAAACUUUCAAUCACUGUAAAACUUACAUAAACUAGCAGCAGAUUUUGUUGCAAUCUCAGGGUUUCGUAUACAUUCUCUCAGUGCAUUUUUCCAGUGGAUCUAAACUUUGGAUAUUUUAGUCUAAAUUUCUGGCUAAAUUGCAGAAAGAAACAUUUGUUUCUGCUCUGUUUCUUCUUCCUCUUUUCUUUCAUUCCAAACAAAUUAGGUCAAUGUCCUGAGCUAGAUGUCUGUCACCAUGGUAACUGCUGCUGUAGCAGACAUCCUGUGGUGUUGGGUUACAUCAUGUAGCAAUGGCCACACACUAUAUAUGUUUAUGUGUUUGAGGAAGGAUAAACAGAGCAGUAGUAGUUUAGGCUAGACUCUGUGAAUGUAAACAUGUGGAUUUGUUUUGCAAAUGUUACCUUUCAAAGUUUCUAGUUUUUUUUUGCCAUACAUAAUGCUUUUAACACUUUUAAUAAAAGUUUUACAAAAUAUUAACUCACACUGUGCUAAUAUGAUGCUUUUCAUGAACUACAUACUUGUACUACUUCUUUUAAGGUUGUUGGAUCAAAUAAGAAAGCACAAAAUAUAGGCAUUUGAAUAUGUUGUUUCACUUUUACUAAUAUAAUACUAAUAUGUUUUUUACCUUACAAUUAUAAAGUUAUAAAGUUUCCCAAAACUUCCUAUAGGGCGUAACGGCCGUAACCCCAAUAUUUUUUUUAUAUCUACUGUUAGGCCACACCAAUUUAAUUUGUUGGUUCUCGGAUUU
Branchiostoma belcheri (Belcher's lancelet) is the source of this 4202-nucleotide messenger RNA. RefSeq names its product piwi-like protein 1. Lineage: Eukaryota; Metazoa; Chordata; Leptocardii; Amphioxiformes; Branchiostomatidae. Gene Ontology annotation, biological process: regulatory ncRNA-mediated gene silencing. Gene Ontology annotation, cellular component: P granule. The transcript is spliced from 18 exons. The coding region runs from base 634 to 2958 and encodes 774 amino acids. Gene Ontology annotation, molecular function: piRNA binding; protein binding. The record is from RefSeq and is a predicted model, not a curated record.